AUGACGGUUUCUCCAUUGAUAUUCGGGUUAGUUAUGUUAUUCGGAUCGAGUUCGUGGAUGGGUACAAAUAGUGUAUGGGUAGAAUUACCGCUGUUGACAUCGGUUUUGCCUGAAGGAUGGAAUUUACCUAGUUAUUUAGCAGCUGUUGUUCAAGUAAGUGUUUUUUCUCUAUUUUGAUCGAAGCUUUGGAUUUUUUAGAUUGCAUGUGUUGCUCCGCUUGUUUAUACAGUUUUGCACAAAGGAGUUAAAUCAUUCAGUGUUUCAACACCAUUGCUGAUAUUCAUAUUUUUAAUUCUGGCUUGUAUAUGUCAAUUAGGUGAGUUUUUUCAGUGGUAAAAAAGAAAAACAAGAUAUUGUUUCAGGUCUCGGUAUAUUUUGGAGUUAUUCAUCAGUUUUUUUGGGAACCCAACGAUCUUGGCCACUCUACCUCCUAUUAUUUGGUCUCGCCAUAGUCAAUGCCAUAUCAAAUGUAUUAUUUAUGCCAUUCAUGGCUCGAUUUCAUCCGGCUUAUUUGAAUGCUUACUUUGUUGGAAUGGGUCUCAGUUCACUAAUCCCAUCAAUUCUUUCGUUGAUUCAAGGAACAUCCAAUUAUGAAUGUAAUCCAAAUGGACAACCCACAUAUUUCCCUCCAAAUUUCACAGUUUCCACGUUUUUCUACGUGAUUUUCGGAUGCACUUGUGUAGCACUGAUUGCAUUUUUGGUUCUCUAUCGACUUGGAGCACACAAACAUGCUAAUCAAAAUAAGAAAAUUCACGAAGGAACGCCACUAAAGAACGCAAAAUCACCGCCAGCGACACCACCAUCAGAACCAGAAGAUGAUGUUGAUCCAAUCGAAUUACACGAAACUGGAUCAACAGCAAUUGAUGGAAUUGUAACUGAACUUGAACGAGAAAAAACAUCGAUAUCUGAAUCAAUCAAAAAUGUUGAUUAUAUAACUGGGGUUGAAUAUACGAUUUUAUUAUUAACAACAGCAUUGGUGAAUGCACAAAUGAAUGGAAUAAUUCCAAGUGUACAAAGUUAUGCAUCUCUACCGUAUUCUCAAUCAACAUAUCAUUAUGGAAUUGCAUUGGCAAAUGUUAUUUCACCACUUGUUUCAUUUCUUCCAUUCUUCAUCAAUCUUCGAAGUUUUCCGAUUUUAGGAUUUUUGACAAUUUGCUCAAGUGUGUUUACGGGAUUUAUUGUAUAUCUUGCGGCACUUUCACCAAAUUUAAUAUUUGAUUCUGAAUCGAUUGGAAGUAUUUUAUCAAUUGGGAGUAGUUUGAUUGCAGCUGGAUUACAUUCAUAUCUUCGAGUUGUAUUUGCUUCUCUUUUGAGAGAAGGCCAUCAAAGUGAAUCUAGAUUAUUUUGGUGUGGAGUAUUCAUUCAGGUACUUUUUAAAAAUAUUUGGAAGAUUUUGGGAGAGUUCUUUCUUAUAAAAAAAUUUCAAUAAUUUCAGAUUGGAUCAUUCAUUGGAUCUGCUGUGAUGUUCCCAUUGGUCAAUAUUUUCAAAUUGUUCCAUUCUGCGCCGGCUUGCCGAUAG
Messenger RNA from Caenorhabditis angaria, 1519 nucleotides. The record is from the annotation of a GenBank genome assembly. Lineage: Eukaryota; Metazoa; Nematoda; Chromadorea; Rhabditida; Rhabditidae.